UCAUUUGGGCAACUGGGCAAGUAGUAUCUGACCCAAAGAAAAUAUGGGGUUUGGUAUAAACAGUCUGAAACGGGAGAAACCUUUCCAAGUAUAACACUAUUUAAUCCCUCUGUGGUAGACUGAAUAAAGGUCUCCCAAAAUCUCCAUGUCCUAUGAAUAUGAUGUACUAUGGUGAAAGAGACUGCAGAUGUGAUUAAAUUAAGGAGUUUGAAAUGGGGAAAUUACCCUGAAUUAUACAGGUGGACCUACUACAAUCACAGGGUCCUUAUAAUGAGAUAGAAGAGGUAUGGCCAUGUGCCCACCAAGGCAGACAAUGGAGUGAAGUGGCCACAAGCCAAAACAUGGCCAACAAUCACCUGAAGCCAGGAGAAGCAAAGAACAGAUUCCACGGGAGCCUCUGGAAGGAGCACAGCACUGCUCACACCUCGAUUUGGGACUAGAUACUGAAUUCAGCCUUCUGGCCUCUGGGAUUGAGAGAAUAAAUGUGCGCUGUUUCCAGCCUCCAAGGAGGUAGUCAUUUGUUACAGCAGCCAUAGGAAGCCAGUCCUCCCUCUAAUUGGGUUUUACCCCUGGGACACCAAAAGGGCCCUGUGGACAAACUCAAGCCGAGGUUUCUGCCAAGCAGUUGAGCUAAGAAUGAGCAGGCAAACACUCACUGUGCUCUCUCUUGACAUCAGACUCAAAAGGAGAUAGUUCACCACAGAUGGGGACAGGGUCACGGGGAAAGGUUACCUAAAUCGUCCUUGGUUUUGCUGGUUGGUUUGCAGUAGACAACCAGGUCAGAGAGCUCAAUGGCGAUUGACUGGUUCUUCUCCCAGUACUUCAUGUUGUUCUCCUGUGGAAACCCACCUUGAUUAGUCAGCCCUCAGGCCGGCCCCUGAGUGACCCCACAGUCCUGCAUCCCUCACCCUUGCACACUCAGACCUUGCAGAACCAAAUCUUUUCCUGUUCUGAAGAUAACCUUGCCUUCCUUUCUCUCUCCUUCCUCCCACUGUUCACAGUCUCCACCAGGUUGUUUCCACCCACGUCUGGUGUCUGGCUCAGUCUUGGCCAUGGUUCUCAAAAGUAGAUGGGGACCAGGAUGGCAGAAGAGGAGACUUUUUUCAUCUUGCUUAACCCUCUGCUCUCUGUCUCCCACCCUGUCCUCUCCCCUAAAACCGCAGUCAUCAAAUUCCAGUCCUGCAAACCUCGCAGUCCUGUAGAACAAUGCACUUCACUCCCUAUGCCACUGAGAUGUGAGUAGCCUCCUUUUUCCUCUGACUCUGCCCAUCACUGAGUGCUCCUGGUGUCCCAGACAUGGACAGAGGUGCCUCUCCUGGCAGCAACCUCCACCCUGGCAAGGAUGAGCUUCUUCUACCCCCACAGAAGGUGGCCCUCCUAUCCCCAAACCUCAACCCCAGUUCUGACCAGCCGCCUUUAACUGGCCAAGGGGACCCCUGAGAAAAUAAGUAGAUGGCAACCAGCACCAUUUGGGAGGUGCUCUGUGCCAGGCAUCACACGCAAAGUGCUGGAUGGACUCUGCUAGGUUGGCCCACACAAUCCCUGAAAGGCAGAAUUUAUCCCCAUACACACAGAGAGGUUGAGUAGCUUACCCUAGGCCACACAGCCAGUCAAUGUCAAGACCAGAUACUUAAACUGCUCGCCUGACCUAAGUCCCUGCCCUUGCCCCCCCUGUGCCAUGUUACAACUCUGUCCCUUACUCGCUACUGGCCAUCAAGUCCUACAGAAGAUCACACUAGAAUGCCUCCUGACUUCAGCAUCAGAACUCACAGCCUGAGGCUCUGAGCGACAGCAAGAACCUCACAGCUACUUACCCAUCAUCCAUACCCUCCUCUGUGGGCCAAUCAGAGUUCUCCUUGGCCCUACACACACACACACACACACACACACACACACACACACACACACACACACACGCCAUCACUCUCUGCAAAGUACCCAGAGACUCCAGCCAGAACUGGGAAAGAGGGAGUGAAGGCUUCCAGGUGUCUCCCAGCCUCUCCACAGCUCUGCCUGACUCAUCCUUCAUCCAGCUGUCCCACACUAAUGCCAUUUAAUGUCCCCACACUGGAGGGCCCUGCAGGAGGCAAGUGCAUGGAUCAGGGGUUAUUUGGUGAGAGGCUCUGUUACCUGGGGUUAAGACAGCAGGACCUGGAAUCAGACACAUAGAGCCAGGACAAGUUAUGGGGCUUCUCUUUUUUCAACCUCAGUAGAAGACACUAUUGGUUCGAGAUGAAAUGCCAGUUGCUGCUUCAAAACUCCUUCUCAGUUACUCUCCUUCCCUGCAGAUCUUCCCCUUGGGCCAGCUCAGACUGUGAAGCCACACGCUCGUCUUGGUUAGGCUUCGGAAACUCACUGACUGACAGAUCUGAGUGACUGGUCUUUGCCAUCCAGGCAGCCAGAGAGUGAAUGAACAGAUCCCUGAGCAGGAACUUGGGAAGAGGAGCAUGGGAUGCCUCGGCGAAGGGCUGGGACUGGCGGCACAAAAUGGAAUUUUAUAGUUGGAUUUUUUUCUUUUAGAGAUAAGCAACUUUUCCAAACUUCCUCCUGGCUGGCUCACCAAAACUGUCACUUAGGUCCAUAACCUCCAGUUUUAUUUGUUUGCCACUGGCCAAAUCAAUGGAGGUCGUUUAUUUUUAUAAAAAGCAGAAAAGAUUUAUUCAAAGCUAGCUCUGAGGAAAUGGAGGAGCCCAUUUACCUCCAUCGCCCUCUCCUCAGAGGCAGGCUGAAGAGUUUUGGCACUGGGCUGGCUGCUCACCCGAUGUCAUGACCCAAAGGCAGGACCAGGCCUCUCUGCUGCUCCCCACACCAGCCUGUCACUCAGGCUGGCUGUGGCCAGAGCAGAAACUCAAUCAACUCUGCUGAGCUCUGUGUUUUUAAGCCUCAUAUGCAAUAAGAAGACUUUGAAAAGGGUUCUCAAGACAUCUUACCAAAUGGAAAAACCAAGUAAGGUACAGUGUCGAUCAAAGGAAGCAAGAAGCAGCCUUGAACUGCUGGGUUUAAUUUCUGAAACCUUCGUGCAACUGGAGAGGAGAUGGUGAGCAGAGAACCUUCAAGUGCAGUGACAUCCCUCCCCAUGAAGGGAGGUGGACAGUGCCAGGAUGCAACAGGCAGAGGGUAUCCAUCAGCACCCAGCCUGCGCCCUCCAUGCCCUUUCUCACUGGGGGGUGACCAGCAGUAAGGUCCACAGGGACCAUGCUAAGGGCUUGCUCACUAUUGGUUUUCUCCAUUCCCAGCUAGAAGGACCCAGAAUCUCAACAGCUAGAGCAUGCUCAGGAGGGUCAUGUGCAUCGAGGGGUGCCGUACAGAUGAUAAUGCCAGCUGCCCAACUGGCAAUGAGGACACACCUAGAAGACAAGGAGGGUGAAUUCUGCAAAGGAAGCUCAGGGCAGGGGCAUCCCCUCACGUGCCUCAUCAGAUCUACACUCCCUCAGAAGUGCCAGGAGGCAGGCGACACAUCCCCGGCAAGGAAAGCAGAACAAACGCCCUGUGGACCACAAUCUCAUGGUCCACUCCAGGUGGCUCUGAUGAUGGGACAAGCCAUGGAAGAACUGGGAGCUCCAAGUGAGGACCGGACUAGACCUGGGGAUGGGGUAGCGGUGACAGGCCUCACCAAGGAUGGCCCUUUGACAGGCUCUCUGUAGGAUCUGGCAUGGACAGGCACUCCAGACAUGGAGUGUCACUGCACACUGAGCCUUCGAUGCUUGGACUAGGCCCAGCUUUCUGGGGGGCCUUGGCACCCGCUUCCUCCACCUAUAUACCUCCUACCAUCUAUAUCCAUAUUUCUUCCUCUUGGAAUUCUGUGCAGCAGAAUUCCUGGCCCUGCUCCUCCCGCCGCCUGGAUCACCACAGUCCCAAAAGAGCUCCAAGACCCAGGAGAGGAUGCCAGGCCCGCCUGUGCCCAGGUGAACAGUGGCUCACCUUGGUGUCGAUCUUCCAGGUGAUCUGCCGGAUGCUCUGAAACCACUCAAAGAGCUCCUCCACCCUGUCCGUGGCAAAUUCCACCGGAGGGUCACCCUGCUUCUUGGGCUCCAGGAUGAAGACAAAAGGCUUCUGGUUUUUCCCCUGUGGGGCUUUCACUUUGGGAGAGGAUAAGAAAAGCCCCGGUCAGCUUAGUAGAAGCCAACAGACACCAGCCAUUUCUCAUGAACCAACCCAGGCCUCCAUCACUACAAUUACGAUGGUGACUCCAAGUAUGUGGCAGAGCCAGGAAGGAACAACAGAGGCCCUUCCAAUAAAGCACCGGGCAGGACGCCCCAGAAGCCCUCAUUGCCCAUUUCCGGACACUGGACGCCAGAAAGACAAAGAUCACAGAGACCGCGUGCUCCCUGCCUUCUGCACGGAGCCCAAGCUGAGCCCACAUCCUGAGAAACCAGAAAUGAAGGCACCGAUGGAAGAGAGAAAGCACCAGUGGAGGAUGAGUCCCCAGAGUGGACGAGGGGUGGGGAAGCAGGCGGAGUGGGAAAAGGACUCAGAGCAGCAUUAUGUGGCCUGGAGGCUCCCAGUCCAAGGACGGAAGAGAGACCGUGAGGUCCGGCCCCGGCCACUGGGACUGGAAUUUGGAGCUGUCUCCAUCGUAGAUGCCCGGCAGCCAAAGGCCAAGAAGCGAUCUCCUGUCCUUCUCCACUUGCAUUGGGUGAAAGUUUGCCCGCAGCAUCUCUCUUGUGUAUUUGCUACAACACCGGCCUGAAGGUAAUGACUGUGACCUCUCAGCAGAUCACCACCUCUGGGCUCCCAGUCGACUGAAAGCCACUCACUGCCCAGGUCUGAGGAUGA
This is a messenger RNA of Fukomys damarensis (Damara mole-rat), 4776 nucleotides long. RefSeq lists its product as uncharacterized. The transcript is spliced from 7 exons. NCBI's taxonomy places the organism in Eukaryota, Metazoa, Chordata, Mammalia, Rodentia, Bathyergidae. The record is from RefSeq and is a predicted model, not a curated record. Bases 4037 to 4690 code for a protein of 217 amino acids.